Molecule: messenger RNA, 243 nt
Organism: Pipistrellus nathusii (Nathusius's pipistrelle)
Lineage: Eukaryota; Metazoa; Chordata; Mammalia; Chiroptera; Vespertilionidae
Source: the annotation of a GenBank genome assembly
AUGGAGGCCAGAGCGCUCUGGCUGCUGGCGCUGGUCCUGGCCUUGGGGACCUCCAGCUCGUCCGCGCAGUACGUGGGCCUGUUGGAGAGCCAGUGUGCCAUCCCGCCCAAGGACAGGGUGGACUGCGCGUACCCCGAGGUCACCCCCGAGCACUGCAACAACCGGGGCUGCUGCUUCGACUCGAGCAUCCCCGAGGUGCCCUGGUGCUUCAAGCCUCUGCAGGCCACAGAAUGCACAUUCUGA